This is a messenger RNA of Vicia villosa (hairy vetch), 1175 nucleotides long. RefSeq lists its product as uncharacterized. Gene Ontology annotation, biological process: proteolysis. The record is from RefSeq and is a predicted model, not a curated record. Gene Ontology annotation, molecular function: ATP binding; ATP-dependent peptidase activity; metalloendopeptidase activity. Lineage: Eukaryota; Viridiplantae; Streptophyta; Magnoliopsida; Fabales; Fabaceae. Bases 66 to 1058 code for a protein of 330 amino acids. The transcript has 10 exons.
UUAUCUACUGCAACCUCCACCCUCCAAUAAGGUUCUAAUACUUAGAGCCGAAACAGAUAACAAAAAUGUGGGUGUCAACCAUGUCUUACUCAUCUUCACUUCACAAACCAUAUUAUUAUUACCAUAAUUUCCAUUAUCAUCACCAUCAAAGAUGCCUCAACUUCAACCUCCCUAAAUUCACAACAAGAGCUUCCUCUGCUGCACCUGGUGUUGAUCUCAACACCCUUGAUUCUGCAAUUGCAAAGAAAGAUAGCAAUGCUGUUAAAGAGGCACUUGAUCAACUCAGUGAAGUUGGUUGGGCCAAGAAAUGGAGUUCUCAACCUUAUGUUUCACGUCGCACGACAUCAAUUCGAGAGCUGACAACUUUAGGGAUUAAAAACGCGGAGAACCUUGCAAUUCCUAGUGUUAGAAACGAUGCAGCUUUUCUCUUUACUGUGGUUGGAACAACUGGAUUCUUGGGUAUUCUGGCUGGACAGCUUCCCGGGGAUUGGGGUUUCUUUGUACCAUACUUGAUCGGGAGUAUUUCCUUAGUGGUUUUGGGCAUAGGUAGCACAUCUCCUGGGCUUCUCCAAGCAGCUAUUAGCAGCUUUUCAGCAGUUUUUCCUGAUUAUCAAGAAAGGAUUGCUAGACAUGAAGCAGCCCACUUUUUGAUUGCUUAUCUUCUUGGCUUACCGAUUUUUGGAUAUUCGCUGGAUAUUGGGAAAGAGCAUGUCAAUCUCAUUGAUGAGAGGCUUGAAAAGCUUCUGUAUAGUGGCCAGCUUGAUACUAAGGAGUUAGAUAGAUUGGCUGUUGUAUCAAUGGCUGGACUAGCAGCAGAAGGUUUAACAUAUGACAAGGUCAUUGGUCAAUCUGCUGAUCUUUUCACACUCCAGAGGUUUAUCAACAGAACAAAGCCACAACUCAGCAAAGACCAGCAACAAAAUCUCACCAGAUGGGCUGUUUUGUUUGCUGCUUCUCUCUUGAAAAACAACAAGGGAAUCCAUGAAGCAUUAAUGGCGUCAAUGGCAAAGAAGGCGAGUGUAUUAGAGUGUAUUCAAACAAUCGAAAGUGCGACAUAGUUCUACAUCAAACUAUUAUAAACUGUUACAUACAAAUUACAGUCUCCUGUAUAAACAAAGUUUACAACUUAUUUUCCUUUUACAUUAUAUAUAAAAAUGCAUAUCAUUCAAGCAAAA